This is a messenger RNA of Geodia barretti, 1224 nucleotides long. The record is from the annotation of a GenBank genome assembly. Lineage: Eukaryota; Metazoa; Porifera; Demospongiae; Tetractinellida; Geodiidae.
CUGACCGCCGUCGACGUCGCACGCAUCCGCGACGAUUUUCCCAUUCUGGACCAACUGAUCAAUGGGAAGCCCCUGGUCUAUCUGGACAACGCGGCCACCACGCAAAAACCGCGCCCGGUGAUCGACGCGAUCAGCAACUACUACCUGCACAACAAUUCCAACGUGCACCGUGGCGUGCAUACCCUGAGCCAACGGGCCACUGAUGAUUACGAGGCGGGUCGUGAAGCGAUUCGCCGAUUCAUCAACGCCCCAGACGCCUCGGAAAUUAUCUACGUGCGGGGCACCACCGAAGGGCUGAACCUGGUCGCCAGCAGCUAUGGACGCAAAUUCUUCAAGGCCGGAGAUGAGGUCAUCAUCACCGGCAUGGAGCAUCACUCCAACAUCGUCCCCUGGCAGAUUUUGGGCAAGGAAAUCGGCAUCCGCCUGCGGGUCAUUCCCUUCAACGACCAGGGCGAGUUGCUGAUGGACGAGUACGAGGGCAUGCUGAAUGACCGUACCCGCCUCGUCUCCGUGGUGCACCAGUCAAAUGCGCUGGGUACCAUCAAUCCGGUGUCGGCGAUUGUCGAGCUGGCCCAUGCCCGCGGUGUGCCGGUAAUGCUGGACACCGCACAGUCGGUCCCGCACAUGCCAAUCGACGUGCAGGAUUUGGGCGUCGACUUCGCGACCUUCUCCGGGCACAAGAUGUACGGUCCCACGGGCAUCGGCGUUCUGUGGGGUCGGGCCGACCUGCUGAACGAAAUGCCGCCAUACCAAACCGGCGGCGAAAUGAUCCGUUCCGUCACCUUCGAGGAAACCAUUUACAACGUGCUGCCGCACAAAUUCGAGGCCGGCACCCCGGACAUCGCCGGCGCCAUCGGGCUCGGCGCGGCGGUGGAGUACCUGGAAGCAAUCGGAAUGGGACGCAUCGCCGCCUACGAACAGGCGCUGAUGCGCUACGGCGCCGAGCGUCUCGCCGAGAUUGAAGGCGUGCGGCUCAUCGGCACCGCUGCAAACCGGGGCGGCGUCCUCUCGUUCUACAUGGAAGCGGCCCACGCCCAUGACAUCGGCACCAUCCUGGACGCGGAAGGCAUCGCCGUGCGCACCGGCCACCACUGCGCGCAGCCGGUGAUGGCACGCUACGAAAUCCCGGCCACCGUGCGGGCUUCCCUGUCCUUCUACAACACCACCGAGGAAAUUGACGCCCUGAUCAAGGGCAUAGAUCGGGUGAUUGAGGUUUUCGGCUGA